Messenger RNA from Phodopus roborovskii (desert hamster), 1137 nucleotides. It is a transcript of the gene Crhbp, whose product is annotated as corticotropin releasing hormone binding protein. Gene Ontology annotation, molecular function: corticotropin-releasing hormone binding. Gene Ontology annotation, biological process: negative regulation of corticotropin secretion; hormone-mediated signaling pathway; negative regulation of corticotropin-releasing hormone receptor activity. Bases 118 to 1137 code for a protein of 339 amino acids. NCBI's taxonomy places the organism in Eukaryota, Metazoa, Chordata, Mammalia, Rodentia, Cricetidae. The transcript has 7 exons. The record is from RefSeq and is a predicted model, not a curated record.
AAGCUCGGAUCAGCGAAGGGGCAGAGAGCCUCCCCUCUCGACUGCUCUAUAAAAGAGACCCAGGGAAGGGACCCUAGCAGCCUCGCGCUCUGAGCGUGGGUGAAGGUGUGGGGAGACAUGCCUAAGGUCUCCGCAGCAGAGCGCACCGGCUGCAGAGGCAAGGCCAGCAUGUCACUGAACUUCAAACUCCAGUGUCACUUCAUCUUGAUCCUCCUGACAGCUCUAAGGGGAGAGAGCCGCUACCUAGAGGUGCAAGAAGUCACGGACUACGACCCUUUCCUGCUCUUCGGCGCCAAUCUGAAGCGGGACCUGGCCGAGGAGCAACCGUAUCGCCGGGCUCUGCGCUGCCUGGACAUGCUGAGCCUCCCUGGUCAGUUCACAUUCACCGCCGAUCGGCCGCAGCUGAACUGCGCCGUCUUCUUCAUCGGGGAACCCGAGGAGUUCAUCACCAUCCAUUACGACCUGGUCUCCAUCGACUGCCAGGGUGGAGACUUCCUGAAGGUAUUUGACGGCUGGAUCCUCAAGGGGGAGAAAUUUCCAAGUUCUCAGGAUCACCCUCUACCCACCAUGAAGCGGUACACAGAUUUCUGCGAGAGUGGUCUUACCCGAAGGAGCAUCAGGUCUUCCCAAAAUGUGGCCAUGGUCUUCUUCCGGGUUCACGAACCAGGAAAUGGAUUCACAUUAACCAUCAAGACAGACCCCAACCUCUUCCCUUGCAAUGUCAUCUCCCAGAGCCCGAGUGGAAGGUUUACCCUGGUGGUCCCACACCAGUACCAAAACUGCAGCUUCUCCAUCAUCUACCCUGUGGUAAUCAGGGUCUCUGAUCUCACCCUGGGACACUGGCAUGACCGGCAGUUAAAGAAACCCACGGCUGGGUGUGGCGGAACUGGUGACUUCGUGGAGCUCCUGGGAGGCACGGGAUUGGACCCCUCCAAGAUGAUGCCUUUAGCUGACCUGUGCUUCCCCUUUCAUGGCUCUGCCCAGAUGAAGAUCAGCUGUGACAACGCUGUGGUGCGCAUGGUCUCCAGUGGAAAACACAUUAACCGUGUGACAUUUGAGUACCGUCAGCUGGAACCAUUCGAGCUGGAAACCUCGAAUGGAAACAGUAUCCCCGAAUUCUGUUUGUCUAGUCUUUGA